Sphaerulina musiva SO2202 is the source of this 2815-nucleotide messenger RNA. RefSeq names its product Fungal_trans-domain-containing protein. NCBI's taxonomy places the organism in Eukaryota, Fungi, Ascomycota, Dothideomycetes, Mycosphaerellales, Mycosphaerellaceae. The record is from RefSeq and is a predicted model, not a curated record. Gene Ontology annotation, molecular function: zinc ion binding; DNA binding; DNA-binding transcription factor activity, RNA polymerase II-specific. Bases 620 to 2764 code for a protein of 714 amino acids. The transcript has a single exon. Gene Ontology annotation, biological process: DNA-templated transcription. Gene Ontology annotation, cellular component: nucleus.
CUGCUAGGUACCUGAGGUACCAGGUAUUUGUCCCAUCUUGGCACCUCAUAUCCAUCUGGCAUCCGUCGACAAUACUCAGAGGCGUGGGCGCUGGGCAUUCCGGAAAUACCUCACCUUACAUCCAUACCUGCCUGUACCUGACCUACUGCACCUGAAGGCUUAAGGAUACAUGUACUGAUAUCAACCUGUUGCACGUGGCCGCUUCAAUGACCCCCAAGACGCUCGACCAUCUCAUCCUCCUCGCCGCCCUCUCUGCCUCGUCUGAGCACGCGUAGCAGACUACCUGUACCUAGCAGUACCUAGCAGUACCUAGCAGUAUUGAGAUAUCAUAUCGGCCCAGGACAAUAUCUGCACGGGACCCUAUUCCGUCUUCACUACAACCGACGGGUGCACCUGCUUCUUAUCCGCCGAAUAACCUGGAAGGUCACACAGCCUAUCUGGCAAUCUGCCGAUAGGUACCUGCCUGAUUAUUGUUGCUUCACCUACGAGGCAGGAGCUACCUGACCUGUACCUACCGCUACCGCUACCGCUACUGUCCCGUCCCUUCCUUAUCAGCCCGCCCUCUCUUCUAGGAGGUACGGCAAGCUCCCUCCAUCGGACCAGAUCGCCACCAACAAAUAUGGCUACGGCCAUGGCACUGCCGCCCGUGGCCCCGCGAGCUUCACCAAGACCUAUUGCGGCAUGGUCGCCUCCCAAACAACAACAGCAGCAACAGCAACCACAACCACAACCACAACCACAACAGCAACAGCAACAGCAACAACAACCACCACCGCCGCCGCCGCCGCCCAACGAGCGCACCGAGCACAACCCGCCCGUAAAGCAACUACACAAAUCGCCGCUGCCCGCCAAGCCCAAGAGAGAACGGCCCUGUGACGGCUGCCGGCGCCGCAAAUCCAAGUGCGUGCUCCAGGACGGCCGGAAAUGCGUGCUAUGCGAGUUCCACAAACAAGAAUGCACCUUUGUGGAGAACGCGCAGCCCAGGAAGCGCAAAGCACCAGACGAUGCAUCGAAGAAUGGACCCCCGGCGAAGAAGAGUCCCAUCGCCAAACGAAGACCCUCCCUCCCUCUGACCGUGGCCCCCGUCUCCAUACCACCCACCACCGCCGAAUCCCAUCCCGUGCCCGUGUCCACGCAGCCCCCUAUGCGGAAGCCGUUUGCCGUGGACGAGUCGUUGAGCUUGCAACGGCAUCGACAUUGCAAAUAUUUGGGCCAGACGACGCCCCUGGACGCCUCGCUGAUUGGAUUGGGCACCUUCAACGACAAGAAUGAAACCGAGUCGCAGCUGGGCAUGCUGCGACAAGUCACCAGCACCGAAUACUUUAGCACCCACGACGAUGCGACGGUGCCCAUUCCCAACGACGAGGCGCGUGCCUUAAAGGACAUCGAGCACGUCGUCGGUACGCACGGUCCUGCCCUGAUCAACAUCUACUUCCGUAAUGUACAUCCUAGCUAUCCGAUUGUGCAAAAGCAAGCCUUUCUGGAUCGGCAUCGACACGGCGACCGCCACUUCAAUCCACCAUUACUCGCUGCCAUGUACCUGCUGGCAUUGGCCUGGUGGCAGCAUGAUCCCAGUCUGGCUGCCCACCCGAAGCCUGAUGUUGCAAGGCUCGAGUACAUUGCCAUGACCAGUCUGACUGUUGCCAUGCAGCGGCCUAAGAUUUCUGCUGUGCAAGCAGGACUGUUAUUACUGCAACGCGCCAAGGCGAGUACGUGGACGCUAACGGUCCAACUCGUGGCUCUGGGUCAGGACAUUGGCCUGCACCUGGAUUGCUCCGACUGGUCCAUCCCACACUGGGAACGCCUCCUCCGAAAGCGUUUGGCCUGGGCACUCUACAUGCAAGACAAGUGGAGCGCGGUCAUGUACGGUCGGCCCUCACAUAUCAACGCAUCUGAUUGGAACGUGUCCUCGCCGACCGAGGGCGAUUUCGACGAGUCCAUUAACCCCCUUCCCACCCCCAACGAGGACAGCGAUGAUGCCGAGUCGAUGAAGGGCAGAAUGUGCUUUAUGCAAAUGAUUGCCCUGACCAGCAUCAUGGCCGAAGUAUGUGACACCUUCUACAGCGAAGUCGCCAAGGCCGAGUUUGCACGUGCUGGUCGCUACGCCACUCAACUGGUGCUCAAUCGAGCCAAACCAGUGCAGCUCAAGUUGAAAGACUGGAUCGCAAAGCUGCCCGCAGAGUGCAAAAUGGAUAGUUUCAGUCCCGGUGUCUUGUCUUCGCAGGGCUAUCUUCACCUGGCCUACUUUGCCACGGAAAUCAGCAUCCACCGGCGCAUCGUCCAGUCCUUGAAUCCCGCAGCAGAUCCCUACAUGCUCUACAUCUGCCGCUCCGCAGCCAAGACGCGCCUGAUUAGCGCUCUGGAUUUCGUCAACCGCCUGAAGCCCGAACAUCUCGAUGCCUUUUGGUACUUUUGCUCCGCCUCUAACUUUGCUCUCGUCGGCACGUUUGGAGCACUUCUCAUGACGACCAGUCCGGGAAAAGAGGAAGCGCAUUUUUACGCGUGCCGGCUGAAUGAGUUUCGAUGGACAUUGACGGUCAGCAGCAAGAAUGCGGCGUGGAUCGAAACGGCGUUGGAGACACUGUCGGCGACCAGUCAGCUCUUGCGGUCAUUGCCUGAAAAACCGGCGAUUGAGGCGUCACCGGCGACGGAGAUGCAGUUGUACUCGGGGCCUUUGGAUGGUGGCGGGGGAGGCGGAGGAGAGAAUGUUACGGGGGUGGAGGAGGCAGAGGGGAGUUAUGGGUCUAGUGAGCAUACAUACUAAUACGCUUACUGUUUGAGUGAGUGGUUGAUAGAUGAAUGAAUGAAUGAAUCA